Messenger RNA from Hippocampus zosterae (dwarf seahorse), 2755 nucleotides. RefSeq names its product KH domain containing, RNA binding, signal transduction associated 3 (gene khdrbs3). The transcript is spliced from 9 exons. Lineage: Eukaryota; Metazoa; Chordata; Actinopteri; Syngnathiformes; Syngnathidae. Gene Ontology annotation, biological process: regulation of alternative mRNA splicing, via spliceosome. The coding region runs from base 346 to 1371 and encodes 341 amino acids. The record is from RefSeq and is a predicted model, not a curated record. Gene Ontology annotation, molecular function: mRNA binding. Gene Ontology annotation, cellular component: nucleus.
GGUCCGUUCCGUGGCGAGCUUCGGGCAAACUGUCCGCCCACAGAGGAGAAGGACAAACGCGGCAGGGGGUCCACGCGGCGUAGAUUCUCUCGGAUGGGAUCGAUACAACAACAUUGAAGCUCCCAAUUCAUCCUUUUUUUUAUUUGCAUCUCUGCGCGCGCGAGCGAGACCAGCACUGGAGUGGAAGAAAAUGGUCUUCUAGCGCCAGACAUUACGUCGUUUUCUCCAAUUAUUAUUUUUUUUGGACGACGGAACCGCUCGAAGCGUGUCCAAGUUUUCCCCGAAGUGCACCUGAAGAGGGGGUUUUCUGGGGGGAGGGAGGGGGUGGGCUUGGGCAGGAACGACAUGGGGAGCGAACAAUACUUGCCGGAACUUCAGGCGGAAAAGGAAAUGCUGGACCCGGCGUUCCAGCACUCUCUGCGGCUACUGGAUCAAGAAAUCGACAAGAUUCAGAAGGAGGAAGGCAAGGAGGAAGAGAAGUUCAUCGACGUCGUCAUCAACAAGAACAUGAAACUGGGCCAGAAAGUUUUGAUACCAGUCAAGCAGUUUCCUAAAUUUAAUUUUGUGGGCAAACUUCUCGGGCCACGUGGGAACUCAUUAAAGAGGCUACAGGAGGACACCCUCACAAAGAUGUCCAUUCUGGGCAAAGGAUCCAUGCGGGACAAAGAGAAGGAAGAAGAGCUACGCCAGAGUGGCGAGGCUAAAUACCAGCACCUCAACGAAGACCUGCACGUCCUCAUCGAGGUCUUUGCCCCUCCGGCUGAGGCUUAUGCCAGGAUGGGUCACGCCUUAGAGGAGAUCAAGAAGUUUCUCAUACCAGAUUACAACGAUGAAAUCAGACAGGCCCAGCUGCAGGAGCUCACGUACCUGAAUGGAGGCUCGGAAGAUGCCAAGGUGCCAGCGGUAAGGGGCAAGUCAGCCACCCGUGCAAGAGGGACACCUGUGCCAGGACCUCCCAGGAGUCGAGGAGGAGUGCCGCCUUUGCACGCGGCCAUGCCCAGGGGAGCGGCGCCCAGAGGAGCUCCGCCCAGCCGCACAGCAUCUGCAAGAGGAGGGAGGGGGGUGCAACGGGCCAGGGGAGCCCCCCCGGCAACUGCAUAUCGACCGGUUCCACCCAUUGUCCAGGACACUUAUGACGAAUAUGACUACGACGACGGCUAUGGAACGGCGUAUGAUGACCAAGGAUACGAGUCCUACGACAACAACUACACCAACCAAGGGCAGAACUCAGAUGACUACUAUGAAUAUGGACAAGGCGGUGAAUCAUAUGAGCUGUACGGUCAAGAAGAGUGGGCAAACAGUCGCGGAAAGACGCAGUCGGCGAGGACGACCAAGGGAGCGUACAGAGAGCAGCCGUACUCCAGAUACUGAACUGUGUCACGGCCCACGCCCGAGUCCUCGUGGCAGUUCCAACCCAAGUAAUGGAUUUUUUUUUUUUAAUGGACAUCCCCACAUUUUUAGCAAUGCUAAAAUGUGAAAUUUAAAACAUAACAUCUCUAGAAAGACUCUGAGUGAAAUCUGGUUCUAAAAAAGGAAGCCCCACUGCCAAUAAAAUUGUCAUAACGUAAGACAGUGUCCCAAGCCCUGAAGUGAAGCUCCGCUAAAACUUUUAUAAGUGCCCUGUCAAGCUCACAAGAUAGUGGCAAAUUCCUUGUAAUGAAGCUCCUCAGCUUGCUUCAACAUAGUUCGUAGGCACCAAGAUGCCACUAGAAGGCUCAAAAAGCAAUAUGUUUAUAUUAGAAGAGGCUUUAGCCUGAGCAUAAAAACACAGGGAAUAGGUGACAUUUCUACCUAAAUAACAGAGGACAGGUUCCCCCUAAAAAUCUGCAAAUACGGGAAAUCAUGAAUUGUGAAUAUGUGGAGCGAAAACUAAAACGUAGUUCUCACAUGGAGCAUGAAGCGUAACUGCCUGAUGAGGUCGCCAUACGUCUCGUCCAUAAACAAAUACUGGACAGCUCAGCUUCACAAAAAAUGGCCUCGUCACGCAUGGUGGGGGGACAUAAAAAAAUUGAGUAACAUUACAUUAUCUUCGAAGCCGGUCUCAGUUCAUUCGAUAAGAUGGUGUAUGCUCCGACAUUAAAUCUGUUCACAAGGGUGUACCACAGGGUUCUGUGCUCGUUCUACUUUUAUUUACCAUUUAUGGUAACACGUUCGUCUGAAUGAAACAAGCUACUUUCCCCCCUAAUAUCGUGAUUUUAUUCCUGUGGUAUAAUAGCAUUGUCUUGUAAAAAAAAAAAAAUUCCAACACACUGCACUUUUCUCACCUUUUUUUCUCGUCACGUUACAACAUUUUCUCCAUCAAUUCACACUACUGUAUGUAAUGUACUCGGUGACUCCAAAAUACAUCUCUAUUCUUGAAAUAUUUGUGGGCCUCACUCUGUCCUUAGGAAAACAACCGUACUCCUUCUGGGAAAUACAAUUCAGGAUGUCCUUCCAUCUUGCCAGAAAUUAACAUUAUGAAUCAAUGUGUUUUGAGUUUCUCUCCGUUAUGUAACCGGGACGACGACUAUUGUAUCAAGCUAAUUUCACUUUUGUAGUUGUUGCGGUGAGCUAUCGCUGCAGCCCGCGAGUACAACUCAAUGUAUCUCCCUCGAUAUACUUCAAUGAAAUCUUGGUUCAUUGCUAAAGAUGUAAUGGUUAGUAGUAGGAUGUGCGGUAUUGUAGAUAUCAUCUUUUUUUUUUUUUGAGGAGUAAGUGAAAAUGUGUCCCUUGUAAGAUAUGAGUUUUCAAAAAAAAAAACAAAAACAAAAAACAA